GUCUUCAGAGACACACCUUUAUGUCUUCAGUCUGCUGUUAACUCUCAGCAGGACGUUGACACUUUACAGUGGGACAGAAAUCUGAUAUCAUCUCAAACUGUGUGGACUCUGCUAUGAAUCAGGCUGAGGACAGAGAGGAGGGAGUCCCUCCCUCUAAAACCACUCUGUGUGGGGAACAUGACAGCCAGACCAAAGCUCAGAGGCCAGACUCUCCUGUGUCCAGCUGUGUGUCCUUUAAGAGUGACCUGUCUAUGGAUGAACCUAUGAGCUUCAAAGGUGGACACCCCUCCGAUCAAAAGAUCCAACAUGAGAGACCAGACUGUCCUGGACCUGGACCUGGACCUGGACCUGGACCUAAACCUGAACCUGGACCUGGACCUGAACUUGGACCCAGCUGUGUGUCCUUCAAGAGUGACCAGUCUAUGGGUCGACCUAUUAACUUUAAAGAUGGAGAGCAUUCUGAUAGUCAAAGGAUCCAGCAGCGAGGACGAGACUGUCCUGUCCCAACCUGUGUGUCCAUAAAGAGUGACCGCUCUAUGCCUCUAUAUGUUUGUUUCAAAGAUCAGGAAAACUCUGCCAAGCAGAGAGGUCAUCAGGAAAAUUCAAAUGUUCCCAGUGGUCAGCCUGCCCAGCAACAUCCAACAGAUCUGGACUCCAUAUUCAUGCUGCUUGAGAAGAACAUUGUCAGUUUUGUGAAGAACGAACUGAAAAGGUUUCACAGUAUUAUGAAUCCAGAUUACCCAGAAUGCUUAGAGAGUCAGCGUGAGGAUGAAAAGUGGUUGGACAGUGAGGAUGUGAAGCAGAGGAGGAGCAGCAGAGAGGCGUUUAUGAACAUCACAUUGAAUUUCCUGAGGAGAAUGAAGCAGGAGGAGCUGGCUGACUAUCUGCAGAACAGAAUUCAGCUGUGCCAAUGUAAACUCAAGUCUAACCUGCAGAAGAAGUUCCAGUGUGUGUUUGAGGGGAUCGCUAAAGCAGGAAACCCAACUCUUCUGAAUCAGAUCUACACAGAGCUCUACAUCACAGAGGGAGGGACUGCAGAGGUCAAUGAUGAACAUGAGGUCAGACAGAUUGAAACAGCCUCCAGGAAACCAGACAGACCAGAAACAACCAUCAGACAAGAAGACAUCUUUAAAGCCCCACCUGGAAGAGAUGAACCAAUCAGAACAGUGAUGACAAAGGGAGUGGCUGGCAUUGGGAAAACAGUCUUAACACAGAAGUUCACUCUGGACUGGGCUGAAGACAAAGCCAACCAGGACAUACAGUUCACAUUUCCAUUCACUUUCAGAGAGCUGAAUGUGCUGAAAGAGAAAAAGUACAGCUUGGUGGAACUUGUUCAUCACUUCUUUACUGAAACCAAAGAAGCAGGAAUCUGCAGGUUUGAAGAGUUCCAGGUUGUGUUCAUCUUUGACGGUCUGGAUGAGUGUCGACUUCCUCUGGACUUCCACAACAAUGAGAUCCUGACUGAUGUUACAGAGUCCACCUCAGUGGAUGUGCUGCUGACAAACCUCAUCAGGGGGAAACUGCUUCCCUCUGCUCGCCUCUGGAUAACCACACGACCUGCAGCAGCCAAUCAGAUCCCUCCUGACUGUGUUGACAUGGUGACAGAGGUCAGAGGGUUCACUGACCCACAGAAGGAGGAGUACUUCAGGAAGAGAUUCAGAGAUGAGGAGCAGGCCAGCAGAAUCAUCUCCCACAUCAAGACAUCACGAAGCCUCCACAUCAUGUGCCACAUCCCAGUCUUCUGCUGGAUCACUGCUACAGUUCUGGAGGAUGUGAUGAAGACCAGAGAGGAAGGAGAGCUGCCCAAGACCCUGACUGAGAUGUACAUCCACUUCCUGGUGGUUCAGACCAAAGUGAAGAACAUCAAGUAUGAUGGAGGAGCUGAGACAGAUCAUCACUGGAGUCCAGAGAGCAGGAAGAUGAUUGAGUCUCUGGGAAAACUGGCUUUUGAUCAGCUGCAGAAAGGCAACCUGAUCUUCUAUGAAUCAGACCUGACAGAGUGUGGCAUCGAUAUCAGAGCAGCCUCAGUGUACUCAGGAGUGUUCACACAGAUCUUUAAAGAGGAGAGAGGACUGUACCAGGACAAGGUGUUCUGCUUCGUCCAUCUGACUGUUCAGGAGUUUCUGGCUGCUCUUCAUGUCCAUCUGACCUUCAUCAACUCUGGAGUCAACCUGAUGGCAGAAGAACCAACAGGCACCUCCCAGCUGUCUAAAGUCUUCAGAGACAAACCUACACUAACACAUCUCCACCAGAGUGCUGUGGACAAGGCCUUACAGAGUCCAAAUGGACACCUGGACUUGUUCCUCCGCUUCCUCCUGGGUCUGUCACUGCAGACCAAUCAGAGACACCUUCAAGGUCUGCUGACUCAGACAGGGAACUGCUCAGAAACCAAUCAGACAACAGUUGAGCACGUCAAGAGGAAGAUCAGUGAGAAUCUGUCUGCAGAGAGAAGCAUCAACCUGUUCCACUGUCUGAAUGAACUGAAUGAUCAUUCUCUAGUGGAGGAGAUCCAACAGUACCUGAGUUCAGGAAGUCUCUCCACAGAUAAACUGUCUCCUGCUCAGUGGUCAGCUCUGGUCUUCAUCUUACUGUCAUCAGAAGAAGAUCUGGACGUGUUUGACCUGAAGAAAUACUCUGCUUCAGAGGAGGCUCUAAUGAGACUGCUGCCAGUGGUCAAAGCCUCCAACAAAGCUCUGCUGGAUGACUGUAACCUCUCAGAGAGAAGCUGUGAAGCUCUGUCCUCAGUUCUCAGCUCUCCAUCCUCUAUGAGAGACCUGGACCUGAGUAACAAUGACUUGCAGGAUUCAGGAAUGAAGCUUCUUUCCAUUGGACUGCGGAGUCCACACUGUGAACUGGAAACUCUCAGGCUGUCAGGCUGUCUGAUUUCAGAGGAAGGCUGUGUUGAUCUGGCCUCAGCUCUGAGCUCCAACCCCUCCCAUCUGAGAGAGCUGGACCUAAGCUACAAUCAUCCAGGAGACUCAGGAAUGAAGCUGCUGUCUGCUGGACUAAAGGGUCCAGACUGGAGACUGGACACUGUCAGGGUGGAUUACUGCAGUAGGAAGAGGCUGGAACGUGGUCUGAGCAAAUAUUUCUGUGAACUCACCCUGGACACAAACACAUUAAACAGACACCUCAAACUGUCCGACAACAACAGGAGGGUGACAUGGUCACUGAAGUGUCAACCAUAUCCUGAUCACUCAGACAGGUUUGACUACUGCUGGCAGCUGCUGUGUACAGAUGGUCUGACUGGUCGACGUUACUGGGAGGUGGAGUGGAGAGGAAAGAUCGUUAUUGCAGUGACUUACCGAGGAAUCGGUAGAAGAGGACAGGAUGGUGUCUGCAGGCUGGGAUGGAACGAUCAGUCCUGGAGUCUGUACUGCUCCAAUAAACGUUACUGUGUUUGUCAUAAUAACAAAGUCACAGCCAUCUCCCACCGCCCCUCCUCUCGCACAGUAGCAGUGUAUGUGGACUGUCCUGCUGGCAUCCUGUCCUUCUACAGAGUCUCCUCUGACUCACUGAUCCACCUCCACACCUUCAACACCACCUUCACUGAGCCUCUGUACCCUGGCUUUGGGUUCGGGGUUAGUAUUAAAUCCAGCUCCUCAGUGUUUCUGUGUGAGCCAUAGGAUGGAGUCUCCUGGAGAAAGAAACACACCAGUGACGGAGAGGACCGACUGAAAUCGCUCAUCUUGUAUAAUAUCACACACUGAUGUGCAUUAAAAAAACAUUUUAACAUCAGCACAAUCAAAUUUUGUAUACUGGGGGAAGUGAAAUUAUUUCCUGAGAGCUGAACUCACUGUGGUGACUCUAUGUUUGUAGUAAGACACAUUUUGGGGCAGCAGUAGCUCAGUCAAUAGGGAGCUGGGUUUGGAACCAGAAGGUCACCAGCUCAAGUCCCCGUCCAGAUAAAAUCCUUAUUUAACGAUCAUCUGCAGGGUUGCCAACUCUCACACAUCUGGCGUGACUGUCACUCUUUCACCAUCAAUGUCACUCUCUCACGCCCGUUUAAGAAAUCUCACGCCGGAUGUUCACUGGAUCCGUCGCGUGUGCGAUUCGGCCACGGCACAGACUCGCUCCAUCCUGUGCCGGGCGUCAAUGUCCACUGAGAACUAUAGCGGCGCGCACACAAGCGACUGGAAUUGGCAGAUCGCAAAGAUCACACUGUCACGUGAUAAUCUGCGGAAAUCUCCUCUGAGCCCCUCUUCGUGUUUGACUUCAGGCCUGGGGCCACCCACUUUCACGUCAUGUUGAUGUAGCGAUGUGUUCUUCCAGGAGUUUGCUGUUCACUUCCUGUAUGAAUGUAGAGCAGAAACCAUGAUGUUUUUUUACAAACCUUACCAUGUGCUUUCAUUGCAAGGUGUCAUUAACAUGUCGUCCCAGAACAUUAACAACAGGUGCAGGAGGAUAUGAAGAUGAAAUGUGUAAUGUGCAAUUGUGAAAGUCCGCUGACAAAGCGGUGAUAUUUCGUCAGAAUGAGAACAGGCUGUCCGUAUUUGACGUUCUUGGAGGCGUCUCAGCUGACGCUUGUUACAUGCGUCCUGUCUUUUCAAUAUAAACUUCUGUUUUCACAGGAAAUGUUCAGUUUCUGCUCGGUAGAUAGUCUUUUUCAAAAUAAAAUUACAACAUGGGUAAAACACCUCGCAUGUACUUUUAUUUCCCUGUGCAACACAACACGUGGUUAGGUUUAGAAAAAAAAAAACAUCAUGGUUUGGCUUAAAAUAACGCCACGUAGAACAUUAAACUGUUACUAAAAUAACUCCAUUAACUUUUGGUUUCACACAGGAAGUGAACAGCAGGCUCUGGGGUGAAAGUCCGGUGUUUGUUUUACCCAUCCACCUGUCCUACAUGGACCUUCUCACUACGGCCGUUACAGGCGAAGUCAGAAAUUGUCACCACACACUGCGUAUCAUAACACCACGAAGAGUGACUAGCUGGUAGUGAGACCUUCAAAUGUCGUCUAAUAGAUAAAAUAAACAAAAUAAACUCACAAAAUGUGAAUGUGACGGAGCGGCCCCGUCACUGAGUGCGGGCAGUGCACACAUACACAUACACACACACAGACACACAUGCUACGCGCUAUGCGCUACACGUUACACACCACUCAUCAAACAUUUCCGAGCCCCGUUCUGGUCCACUACAUUGGUUGCAAUUAUCGCCAUAAUUCACCGCCCCACAGUUCUGUAGUUUGCACGAGGGUGCACACUCGCCGUUCUGCACGCCUGUUCAUACCCAUCCAUAUCACACAGACACUCACCGCAGACGCCAGGUUGUCCUCCCCGCUGCCCUCUGUCAGACGCCGAAUCCGCCAAACAGGGGCAUAUCGAGUUCCUGGGGUUUAAAGGGGACGUAGCUGGAAAAUGGUCACCUGAUUAAUUUAAAUGUGUGUUUGCGCUAAUUAUGUUUAUUUUGCAGUACUGGAGACUGUAUGUUGACAUGUUGAACAGUGAAUAUUUAAAGGAGGUAUUUCUCUGUAUUUAACUAUUUGUCAAUACAUUUUUGGUUGUUUCUAUUUGUAGGGAAACACUGAUUUCAAAGUUAAUUAUUCUUUUUGUGUCAUGCCCAGUGGGAGGGGCUUAUGAUUUAUAAGGCAGCCAUCUUGUCCAUGUUGGUGUGGAGAGUUGGUGGUACAUGGCAGGUAUUUGACAACAAGAGAAAGUACUGAGUGAGCGUGUUUUUGGACUAUUGUCCUUGUUUUUUUGGCCGUUGGUCCAGCUGUAAUUUGGGUUAUUGAAGAACUCUGAACCCAGUGUACCUUUUUGUACAUAUUUUGUUGUUACUUUGUACAUAUUUUUUUCACUGUUUUGGUUGGUUUGGUGGAAUAAACACUUU
Messenger RNA from Epinephelus moara (kelp grouper), 5829 nucleotides. RefSeq names its product NACHT, LRR and PYD domains-containing protein 12-like. Gene Ontology annotation, molecular function: protein binding. The transcript has 12 exons. The coding region runs from base 114 to 3626 and encodes 1170 amino acids. The record is from RefSeq and is a predicted model, not a curated record. Lineage: Eukaryota; Metazoa; Chordata; Actinopteri; Perciformes; Serranidae.